CACUGAUGCGUACUGAGAGUCGGCACUGACUGGCACUGAUAGGUGGCACUGAUUGGCAGCACUGAUAGGUGGCAAUGACUGGCAUUGAUAGGUGGCACUGAAAGGCAGCUCAAAUGAGCACGGAUAUGUGGCAUUGAUGUGCACUGGUAGGCACUGAUAUGUGGCACUGAUGGGCACUGGCAGGUGGCACUGAUGAGCAGACAGCUGGCAUUGAUGGACUCUGACAGGUGGCACUGCUGGGGCCACACUGAUCAUCAGGGCACACUGAUCAUCAGUGCUCUGAUGAUCACUGUCAGCGUGACAGCUCGUGGGGAGAGAAAUGCCUAUAACCGACAUUUUUCCUAUUUACAUGAGAUCAGCUGU
Messenger RNA from Staurois parvus, 363 nucleotides. Lineage: Eukaryota; Metazoa; Chordata; Amphibia; Anura; Ranidae. The record is from the annotation of a GenBank genome assembly.